Messenger RNA from Coturnix japonica (Japanese quail), 2556 nucleotides. RefSeq names its product NIMA related kinase 11 (gene NEK11). Gene Ontology annotation, biological process: protein phosphorylation. NCBI's taxonomy places the organism in Eukaryota, Metazoa, Chordata, Aves, Galliformes, Phasianidae. Gene Ontology annotation, molecular function: protein kinase activity; ATP binding. The record is from RefSeq and is a predicted model, not a curated record.
GACUACGGCACCGCUCAGGCCCCGCGGGCUGCAGCUGACGGGCCGCAGCUGACGGGCCGCACCGGCGCUCUGUGCACGGGAGGGGGCUGAGGGGAGCAGCUGGGUAUUGAAACAGAAGAGGAAAAGGAUUUGGAAACUGCAUUCUAGAGACGUUUGGGCAGUUUCUGUUACACGGAGCAAUGCUGAAAUUUCAAGAAACUGGUAAGCACAUCAGCGUUUCCAGAUCUAAUUCUGCUUGCUCAGAUGCUGCUAUCGCAAGGAGAUACACUAUUCAGAGGAAGCUUGGCAACGGAAGCUUUGGAAGCGUGUAUCUGGUUUCUGACAAGAAAGCAAAACAAGGAGAUGAAUUAAAGGUUCUGAAGAAAAUCUCCAUUGGAGACCUAAGGCCUAAUGAAACAGUUGAAGCAAAUCUGGAAGCACAGCUACUCUCCAAAUUAGACCAUCCAGCCAUUGUCAAAUUUUAUGCGAGCUUUGUGGAGCGAGAUAGUUUCUGCAUUAUCACUGAGUACUGUGAGGGUGGAGAUCUAGACUAUAAAAUUCAAGAGUACAAGGAAUCUGGGAAAGUAUUCACGCAAAGACAAAUAAUAGAGUGGUUUAUACAAUUGUUACUUGGAGUCAACUAUAUGCAUGAAAGGCGAAUACUUCACAGAGAUUUGAAAACCAAGAACAUAUUUUUGAAGAAUAAUCUUCUGAAAAUUGGGGACUUUGGAGUUUCUUGUCUUUUGAUGGGUUCGUGUGAUCUGGCAACAACAUUUACUGGGACGCCAUACUACAUGAGUCCAGAGGCACUGAAACACCAAGGAUAUAACACAAAAUCUGAUAUUUGGUCUCUGGGAUGCAUUUUAUACGAGAUGUGCUGCAUGCAACAUGCAUUUUCUGGACGCAGUUUUUUGUCUGUUGUGCUAAAAAUUGUAGAAGGUGAUACACCUUCUCUUCCUGAUAGAUAUCCAAGCAAUCUGAAUGCUGUGCUGAGCAGCAUGUUAAAUAAGAAUCCUUCGCUGAGGCCAGCAGCAGGAGAGAUCCUAAAAAUCCCUUAUAUUGAUGAGCAACUAAAGAAUUUACAGCACAAUUUCACAUGUAUGACUGCAAAAGACAAGGGGAUUAACUGGCAGGAAGAAGCUGCUCCCAUUUUUGAUGCUGUGCAGAGGAAAGUUCAUUUGCAAACUCUACAGCAACUGUCUGAAGUACAGAAAAUGACACCACGGGAACGAAUGAGGCUGAGGAAGUUGAAUGCUGCAGAUGAAAAAGCCAAGAAGUUAAAACAGCUGGCAGAAGAAAAAUAUCAAGAGAAUAUAAAAAGAAUGCAAGAAUUCAGGUCCCGUAACUUUCAGAAGCUGAAUGUCAAUGUCCUGCAUGAAUCCGAUGACCAGAUUGCAAAAUCCGUAACUGAUUCUCAGCUGGUCAUGACAUGUGACUCCACGUCCAUAAGAUGUGAUGAACCAAAUGGAAAUGAAAGAUUGAAUCAAUUUGCGGACCAUGAGAUCCCUGAAGACCCACAAAUUGCAGAAGAAUAUUAUAAUGAAGAGUUUGAAUCCUGUUCAGAAGACAGUGAAACGGAGGAGGAUGUGGAAGUGACACAUACUGUAUCUAAGGCAGAUCACCAGGACAGUGAUACUGAAGCCAUGGUCAAGCAUUUGGAGAGCGUCCUAAAUAAUAGCUCAUUGGGUUCGGCAACUGUCACCAGCAUGGCUCCAGUGGUGCCCCAGGGAUUCAGAGCUCUCAACAGCACUAUGGCUGAGACCAAGCUGAAUCGCAUGAGGGAAUCUGCCAUCCAGAAGCUGGGAGGAGAGGUAUUUGAGAAGGUGUACACCUACCUGAAGCAGGCGAGGCAGCAGAAGGCCAGUGAGGAGGAGAUAACGAGACACCUGGAGAAACUGGUUACUAGAGCAAGUGAUUGCUUUGAGGUGGAUCAGCUCCUCUAUUUUGAGGAGCAGCUGCAAGAUUCAGAACCAUGUCUUCAGCUGUAAAAUGUGUUGGCAACAGCACAGGAAAUCAUGAACAAGACCGACAGUGCUGAGCUGCCAGCUUCAGGCCAGCCAGCAAAGCCUGGAGGAGUCUGGAGGAAACUGCUGAGGGUAACUCAGAACAUAAGCAGGUGGGCAGGCUCUUGGAGAGUCCAGUCUGUGCAGUGAGCAGUAGGUAAGUACAGUAUAGUAUAGCAAAGGAAGCAAAAGUUAUAGAGUAGACCAUUGUUAGCAUUCAUUGCCUAAAUAACUUCAUUUAAUCUGUGUGUCUUUCAAAGGAACUGUGAAAAUUAGAUCAUAGAAUCAGGGAAUGGCUUGGGUUGGAAAGGACCUUUAAGGUCAUCAAGCUCCCACCCUUGCCACAUGUAUAUUCAUCCAUGCUUACUCACUUACAUAGAAGUAGGUGUGUAUAUGCAUAGAGACAGGAAAACAUUUGGCCACACUGAUGUACAUGUUUAAGUUUACAGAGACAGAGAGAUGAGGCUAAAUCUGUAGCUGACUAUAGAAGCUAGGAAUUCUUAUUACACAUUCUCCAAGUUUUAGAUCACUGUACACAGAACAAUAAAUCAAUUUUCUUUUGCUUGCACACAAA